GUAAUAUCGGUAGCCCAAAUUUCGCAGGCCGACCAUAGAUAUCAGAUGCGCAUUGCCGGGGGUCGAACCCCGGACCAUGUGCAUUGUCGGCGAGAGUCCUAACCACUGGGCCACCGACGUGACUCAACGAUAAAUUAUUGAGACUGUCUGGCUAGGCCUGACGAUUGUUCAAGACGUUGAUUUGACAGUGUCAUGAAUAUUCGGAGUAAUUCCGCAAUAUUGUGCCUAAGAUGUAGACUGACACUUUUUCAGGUGUUCUCUCAUGAUUGCAAUGUUAUUAACCUUGUAAUACCUCGCCCACAUUAAGUGCUCGUCUCUAUGUGUGUCUGUUUCUUCUCAUCGCCCACCCUGGCGUCAAGUGGUAUAUUCCUAUCAUUUUUUGAAGGUAUUGUGAUUUCUAUAUAACCUAUGGAUGAAAACGUGAACGUCUCAUUUCAUGGUGCUAUUUGUGGUUCCAAAGACAUAUGGUAAUUUUGAUGUGUACGGCGUAGUUUUAGGCAGUUGUUUUGAGGAAAAUGGAUGAUUGUUAAAUAUUUACAUCCGUGUCACUGCAUACUAUAUGGAAUGUUACUGUGAAGUGUUACUCUCACCAAUAUGCCAAUGGCAAGAAGUGCAGGAAUCCCUUGACCAAUUUACCCCCAAAUUUUCGAAUUCUUUCUGUAGUUACGCCGUAUUUAGAUUAUGGGCUCACUGCUCGUAUCCUAUAUAUCAAAAUCAAAUUCUUGUGCAUAUCCAUUAACAUUACGAAACCUUCCAUAGCCGUUGUUCUAAGAUUUGUUUCACUCUUUAGGUCAUAACCUACAGUCUCUUCUAAACCUUGAUAGUCAGCAAAGCUACUUAUUGGGUAAUCGUGCAUGUUUUUUAAGUCAUAUGUGCAAGUACACAAUAGUUUCGAAGACUAUUGCUCACACUUUUCAACCAAUAAUCAUCUUUAAUCUUCAUGCUAAGUAGGUUGGUUAUUUUCAUUUGUAUUGUUAGUAUGUCCUAUGCAUUUGACGACUAAUCCUUCUGUCAGCAUAAGUACAUCGAUCAGGGUUCUCUUUGCCGAACCCCUUUAUAUAAUAUAUGUACUGUCUCCGAACUCAGAUGAGCGGAGCUGUUGGUGUAGUAACGAGGGCACAUUUGAUGGUAAAAGUAUUCAGUCUAUUCCAAGUACAAAUUUGGAAAUUCGGAUUUAUCAUUAAGAAUAAACCCAAAAUGUCGAUCCACAUAAGUUUAAAAGAAUCUCCAAUGUCAAAUCAAGUAGAAUUUGACUCAACGCUGAUACAGUGAACAUUAGUAAGACCGGCAUCCAAGCGAAACAAAUUUGAGCAAAUACAAUUGUUAAAGGUUAGGAUGUAAAAAACGAAUCACAACGUGAACGUCCAUCAGCAACUAAUUUAUUUAAAUACUUAAGUAUUCCUCCUAUAAAUAAUUAUUAAAAAUUUACGAACUUCACUUACUUGCAAAAAUGAAUUUCUAAUAACGCUUAGUUUGACGUUAAAAUCUUUGGAGGUGGAAAUUCAAACUUUGAAAGCAAUAAAAGUAUCAGAGGUGAAUGUUUCUUCCUAAAAUUAUUUCUCUCGACAAACUUAAGCAAAGCAAGGAGAACACAUUAAGUGGGAUAAAUUGACGUCGUUUUACUUGCAUCUGACAAGAACUAACGAAGUAUAAUUGUUAUUGAAGUGCUUUCGGUAUGACUCAUAUAAUAAAACAACGUCGGUGGCACAGCGGUAGAAUGCUCGCCAACCACGCCACACGUGGUUCGGGGUUCGAUCGUUGGCCACUGGACGCACUCCCAUACCUUGCUAUGCUCGUGGUAAGACUGGUAGCUAGGGAAGGUUGGGUAUGAGGCUAGCAACCUCAUCCCAUAAAAAUUAAUACCACUGCUACCGAAACUCCAAGCUCUAGCUUCAAGCCCUAUAUUCCACUUGGAACGUAAAAGAAUAUAUAUAUAUAUAUAUAUAUAUAUAUAUAUAUUAAAACAUUAAACUUCUAUUUCAUAAUUCAUGAAUAACCCCCAUCUAGGCAUUAAUGGAAACAAAACACGUAGUUCAGCGAAGUCUCUUUUCGGCGAAUUCAUUAUCUUAGCUGUACAAUGUCAAAUAUAUGUAUAGGUUAUUUUGUCUGUAUGUGCACAUUAAGUUUGUCAAACAAAAAUACAAUUGGUUAUGGUUAUUUUAACUAAAGGGUAUGAGAAUUAUUAAGUUUUGGGUGGAGUUACGCAGUACAAAAACUGUCAAGAAAACUGGUUGCUAAUGGAACUAGGGUAUAACAAAGGUAAUAAUAUGAAUAGUUUGAUGAUUAAGUUGUACUCAGAAUGCACAUAGAAACAAAGUGGAGGAUAUUAAAUUAUAAGCAAUUAGAGAAACAAGAAAACAGACAAAAUUAGUUCAUCAAAAAUCAGCAAAGUUGUCACAUGAUAGUAGAAGCGGUUGAGUGAUUCUCUUUUGUAUGCACAGCUCCGGUUUUCUGUGUGAAUGGCCAGAGCUUCAACGAUACAAAGAAGAUGAAACCCUAUUGCCUUUGGUAGGCUAUUCUUGGCUCUGUAGAUUACUUUGAAGGAGGCAUUCGUUGAGAUGGAAUAAUCAGUGUUAACCAGGUGUUAAAUUAUCGCACUCCUUAUUGCACCACUAUUGCCUUUUAUCAACCAUGCUGGAUAGUGCUCUUCAAUCCUCUCGGACAGGGUGCGCGUCGAACGGCUGAUGUACCUGGCUCCACAGCAGCAGGUGAACUGAUGUAUACACAUAGAAGUGGUCAGAUGCAGGAUGUUGUCCUUGAGGUCUCUUCAGAUCAGAGGGCGACUGGAAGACACUAUGCUUAGCGUUUGUUGCAAAGAAUGUUCUUCUCAAAGAUGAUGCUAUCCUUCUCUUGAGAAUAUCGUUUGUUAAAUUUCGCUUGAAAUCCAAAUUCAUGGAAAGCUUCUCUUUCGGCACAAAUGAAGUUUCAUUUCUUCAAAUUCUUGGUUUGAUAUUUUUUUAUCAAUGAAUCUUAUUGGGUAUCCAUUUUGGAUGAAGAUUUCUCUCAAAAGGUCUUAUUCUGUUUCUAGAAUAUCGGGACUACAGACGCGUCGGAUGUGAGUGGCAGGGGAUUUAAUUUAAUUCCGCUUUCUGUUUCAUGAACAACUAAUGUUCAAUAGUAGUUACUCCAAUGCAGUUUGCAAAAGUAAUUAAGUAUAGAUGUGCACAAAUCCAAUCACUUACACUUUUCAAUUCACAUCGAACUCUGUCAACUGCAUCUCAACUAUUCAGACACAAUCAACCAAGAUAUCGUGAAGCUAAAGUCACUGUCAAUGAAAGAUCAAAAAGUCGAAGAGAUGCAGCACGUGAAUUAUUGAUAAAGACAAAUCGAAGUAAAUGGGAAAAAGAGAUAGCCCAGUUAGAGCUUUUAAGCGGUCGCCUGCCAACGUCUAAUAUCUACUUAAUGUCACAAUUUGAAACAAAGAAACACAGUUUGUCUGAGGCUAUUGAGCUGCUACGUGAAAGUGCUCAUCCAGACAUGUAUGAUUGUAUGGAUAAUACAGUUUCUGUUAAGGUAACACUAAACAUGUGUACAAAGAAAAAGACGAAGUUUAUCAAUAAAUUUGAGCAUUAUAUUGUUCUACCAAACAUACUGACUUUCCUUCCGAAAAGCCGAGUUUUAGCCGUGUGUCAAGAUACAGAUAAUCCAGAAGAGUGUUUAAAUGCAGGCGCAUUCGAUGCUGGUGGAUCAAAGCUUAUUCAACGCUUAGGACAAGGAUAUUAUCAUUGGGGAGAAUAUGAUUCUGUUGUGGCACAUCCAAGUUGGGAAAGUCAUCUAUUUAAAUUACGACAUAUAUUGAAAGAAAAAUUACCAACCACAAAAAAUGGUAAAAUAGGUGAAGAUUUAGUCAGUCUUUGUUCCACAUACUCGAAUGGUGUGAAAUUGGCUUCGUCGUCUAUUGAUGGAAUUCCAGAAAUUGCAUUUUUGGACUUAGUUUUGGGUCAGCUGUCGUGGGAUGUCAGUCAAUUGGAGGAGAAUUUACGUUGUUAUUUAGACUGUAUUGAAUCAGAAAAGUCGAAUCGUAUCAGCGGUAAUUUCAUUAAAUCGGGUGAAAUUCAUUGUGCCCCUACCGGUGAAAGAUUUCUUUUGGAUAUCUCUCUGUACUAUACCCCUGUUAGUCAAAGUAGAUCUAAAAGUUCUCGCAGUGAACAUGAUGAUGAUGAUGGUGGUGAAGCUGAUGAUGAGGACGGUAAUAUCAAUGGAGUUGGAGCAAAGGAACAAACUGUUAAAGAAUCACGUAUAUGAAUUGUCUGAUGUAUCGGUUAUUCAUAGCAUUAUCUUGUAAUAUGAUGUAAAUAGUGCCUAUAAAACAAUUUUUAUAUCUCUGAUUGAUUAGUUUUGAACAUUUUAUGGUAUAAUUUGGUGGAUGGUGGUGGUGGUGGUGGUGGUGACUAGCAGCAGCUGCUUUUUUGAGCAUCAUUCAUCACCAUCUUCCUUCUUUUGUC
Messenger RNA from Trichobilharzia regenti, 4445 nucleotides. The record is from the annotation of a GenBank genome assembly. Lineage: Eukaryota; Metazoa; Platyhelminthes; Trematoda; Strigeidida; Schistosomatidae.